UACAAUUAUCUUUUCUUAUUUUUAGCGUCGUCGUCAAGUGCCAACAGUUCUAUUAUCAAUCCCGGAUCCCCUAAACCUGAAAAACGUCAAGCAAAUUCUCCUCUACCACCACCGCCCGAAGCAACAGGUUAUGCAUCUAUUGAUAAAAUAAAUAGAAACGAUGACAAGUCGAGAUCUUCAUUGCCAGUGGGCAAAUCACUCGAGGAUAUGUAUGCGAAGGAUAAAAAAAAAAAGGAGAUGGAAGAGCAAAAUGAUGUUAAUUCAAGCUCUAACAAUAUUCUACACUUCGAAACAAGUAGAAAACUAAGUCUUAUAGAAAUUAGUCGGGCAUCAUGGUGCAGCCAUGAAUCUGUAGAAAUACAGAAGAAAGAGCCCGAUCUCAUACAUUAUUCCGCCAUUAACAAUAUUACGAGCAAUUUCCAUACAGAAGAUAAUAGUGCUUCUUUGAGAUUACCUAAAGUUGAUAGGGAUGUCAUCCAGUCGCAUUUAGAAUUCGAUCACGAAUAUGAAGCUGUUAAUUCUAAUAAUGAUCAAAAAAACUCCGUUGUUAAAGACAUCACGAAUUCAUGCAAUUUGAAUUACGAAAUGUUACGUCCGCAGUCUUCGCGAGGGAAUAAUUAUAAAUUUAAUCCAAUAUCUAUAAAAAAUAAUAUGGAUACAUACUCGAUACCAUUUAAGCGUAAGCAAGUGAGUAAUGCUAGCAGCGACGAUCAUGGUUAUGAGAAAGUGCAAUUGAGACAGCGAGAUGAAUUGAAUGAUACAGAUUCGGAGCCAAAUUAUGAAAGCAUGCCACAUGAUAUGAAUGAGCCUAAUUAUGCAUCUGUUUGUCGGCCUGGUGACAGCGAUACGGAUCCAAAUUACGAAUCUGUAAAUCACACUGAUCCAAAUUAUGAAAGUGUCAAAUACAUAAAUGUUGUGCAGAAUGAGGAACCGCCAUAUGAACAAGUAAAUAAUUUUUUGUUGAAUGCAAAUGCAGAUGGUUACGAAAAGGUAAAGAGUAAAAAGAAACCAAACAUCGAUUAUGAAAAGAUAAAUCUAAAUAAUUCCUUGGAACGAAUUAACAGAGGAGAUACCGAUGAUGAGCAAUACAUUCAAGUAUAAUGCUCUUAUUCCUUAUAUAAUUAUAGAUAUGCAUAAUGAUUGGAGCUGCUUGGUGAUUUUUCAGUACAAUUUUAUGCUUGUUCAAAAAUAAGAAAUACAAUUUAA
Molecule: messenger RNA, 1206 nt
Organism: Pogonomyrmex barbatus (red harvester ant)
Lineage: Eukaryota; Metazoa; Arthropoda; Insecta; Hymenoptera; Formicidae
Source: RefSeq, a predicted model, not a curated record